AUGCCCCUCCGCCCUAUUACACCAGGAUACCUAUACCAAAUAGGCCCUGACAGAGAGUUCUUCCUUUUAGAUGAUGUACAGGAUGCCUAUAAUCCUGACUUCAGAUGGGGAUAUUGUCAUAGACCAAUCGAAGAUCCAAAUCCAGGCUGGAGACCACAGACCUGGCGCGACCUUGAGGACCCAACAGAGCCUAUCCUCGUUGCGCAUAUCAAAGAAGAUAUUCGAAAGGGUCUUGGUCCUCCAAAUCCUAUGCUUCCCUGGUCUAAGGUUAAUACCUUAGUAUGUCCAGUUAUUGUGGAAAGAGGUCAGCAAUGUGGCAUCACCUUCAAGGAUAACGGCAUGAUGAAUCGGCAUUUUCAUGAGCAACAUACUGGCUGCUUUUUACCACCAGAUACAGCAGCGAUAACAUCUAAGGAGAGGGCGGACUCACACAAAAUCCUCGCGCGUUAUAUGGUGAGUACCGACUGGCGUAACGCCCAUUUUCUUGCCGAACCCGGUCGCAGCCCAAUCGGGAGCGAUAUUGGUCAGUUCGCCGGCUCAUCUGGAAUUCAUCAAACUCUCGAUGGACUCAUCAAAAAAGCGCAAGUCAUAAGCGAUAGAGUUCUUUGA
Messenger RNA from Penicillium taxi, 609 nucleotides. RefSeq lists its product as uncharacterized. The coding region runs from base 1 to 609 and encodes 202 amino acids. Lineage: Eukaryota; Fungi; Ascomycota; Eurotiomycetes; Eurotiales; Aspergillaceae. The record is from RefSeq and is a predicted model, not a curated record. The transcript is spliced from 3 exons.